AGUUUGAGCAACAGCAUGAAGGUUCUCGUAGUUUUGGUUCUGGCUCUGGCCUCCGCCUCCGCCGGGCUCCUGCCCAAGGUCGCUCCUGUCCAUCCUCGCGACAGGGUCUCGACCCCAUCGAUCAAUGGUCGCAUCACCAACGGCAAGGACGCCGUGGCCGACCAGUUCCCCUACCAGCUGGGACUCGCCUUCUCCAGCUCUCAGGGAGGUUGGUGGUGCGGUGGCUCCCUCAUCAGCACUCGCUGGGUGUUGACUGCUGCUCACUGUACCGACGGAGCCGCUAGCGUAACCAUCAACUUCGGUGCCACCGUUCGUACCAGCCCCAAGUUCACCCAAACCGUCGCCAGCUCGAACUUCAUCCAGCACGAAAGCUACUUGUCUGCGAUCAUCCGCAACGAUAUCUCGCUGAUCAAGAUCUCCGACGUUUCCCUCUCUGCCGCUGUCAACACGAUCGCCCUGCCCGCCAGCUCCUCUAGCUACACCUCCUUGGUUGGAAAGACAGCCGUUGCCUCCGGAUGGGGCCUUGUUUCAGAUUCUGCCACCGCCGUGCAUAAGGAUCUCCAGUAUGUCGACCUCCCCAUCAUUGCGAAGUCCGUUUGCGAGGAUACCUUUGGAAGCCUAAUUGUCACUAAUAGGAUUCUUUGCGUUGGCACGGACAACAAGUCCUCCACUUGCCAGGGUGACUCAGGCGGCCCAUUGGUGUAUGACAAGACCCUCAUCGGUGCCACCUCCUUUGGAUCGGCUAGUGGUUGCGAAGCUGGCCUUCCCGCUGCAUUCACCAGUGUUGCCUACUACGUGCCCUGGAUCCUGGCCAACACCGAUAUUAAGCAGUAAAAAACUGAUUUUACACCACUUAUCGCACACAAAAUAAAACGAUUUUUUUAUCCUUAAAAUAAAA
Messenger RNA from Drosophila takahashii, 898 nucleotides. Its product is annotated as serine protease 1-like. Gene Ontology annotation, biological process: proteolysis. The record is from RefSeq and is a predicted model, not a curated record. NCBI's taxonomy places the organism in Eukaryota, Metazoa, Arthropoda, Insecta, Diptera, Drosophilidae. Gene Ontology annotation, molecular function: serine-type endopeptidase activity.